Messenger RNA from Pundamilia nyererei, 7729 nucleotides. It is a transcript of the gene pard3ab, whose product is annotated as par-3 family cell polarity regulator alpha, b. Lineage: Eukaryota; Metazoa; Chordata; Actinopteri; Cichliformes; Cichlidae. Gene Ontology annotation, cellular component: apical junction complex; adherens junction; apical plasma membrane. The transcript is spliced from 25 exons. Gene Ontology annotation, molecular function: protein binding; phosphatidylinositol binding. Bases 264 to 4292 code for a protein of 1342 amino acids. The record is from RefSeq and is a predicted model, not a curated record. Gene Ontology annotation, biological process: establishment of cell polarity; intracellular protein localization; microtubule cytoskeleton organization.
UUGGGAUCGAGAGAGGGAAGGAAGGAAGGAGAGAGAGAGACACAGCUAAACAGGUGGUCUGAAAACACGCAGAAAACAAUGUCGUCCGGCGGGGAGAGGCGGAAAGACCGUUAGCUCUCGCUUCUGUGAAGGAAUACCGGGACAGCCUCGGAGCAGAGCAAACGAAAAACCCAUGCUCCUUUUAAUUUUCUCGCGGAUUUCUCCUCCUCCUCCUCUCUUCUCGGUUUUGCUCCGAAUCUGGUGAAGAUCUCGGAUACUAAACCAUGAAAGUCACGGUGUGUUUUGGCAGGACCCGGGUGGUUGUGCCGUGCGGGGAUGGGAAUAUUAAAGUCCACACACUCAUCCAGCAGGCUGUCAUGAGAUAUAAGAAGGCUAUCGCCAAGGAUGCCAGCUACUGGCUGCAGGUUCACCGGUUGGAGCAUGGUGAUGGGGGAAUCCUCGACCUGGAUGAUGUGCUUUGCGAUGUGGCUGAUGACAAAGACAGGUUAAUAGCUAUAUAUGAUGAACAGGAACCCCAUCAUGGCGGUGAUGGCACCAGUGCCAGCUCCACAGGCACCCAAAGCCCCGACCUGUUUGCUGCAGACCUCAGCGCAGGCAGUGGAGCCUCUGCUUUCCAGCCUUACCAGGCCGCCAGCGAGAUCGAGGUCACGCCUUCAGCCCUGCGCACCAAUAUGCCCCUCCACGUCCGGCGCAGCAGUGACCCUGCUCUGAUGACCAUCAAUGGGCCGUUCAGCGGCGGUGAGUCACGGGUCCAACCAGAUGAGACGCCAUCAAGGAAGAACCCAACCCGCUGGUCGACCACCGCUGGCUUCCUGAAAGCUCGCCACUCGUCUGGCACAAAUAGCCUGGAAAGGAAGGGUAAAGGGAUGGACACGUACCGCAGUCUGCCACGAGACGCUGGGACCUGGGCCAAUCAGAGAGAAUUCCAGAGAGAGACAGCACGGUCAUCGCUCAGCGCCAAUCAUCCCAUGGUGGACCGCUGGCUGGAGAGACAGGAACAGGAGGAAGCGGCAAGAGAAGAAGAAAACGGACGGAUCGAGCCUGUUGGCCGAGCUGACUCCAUUGACCACACUGCUGUGAGGUCACUAGAAGACAUUGUCAAACUGGUGGAGGUGUCAAACGACGGUGGGCCCCUGGGGAUCCACGUGGUGCCUUUCAGUGGCAGGGACCGCAGGACUCUUGGCUUGUUGGUCAAGCGUCUGGAGAGAGGAGGGAAGGCCGAGCAGCAGGGCCUCUUCCAGGAGAACGACUGUAUCGUCCGUAUCAAUAACGGAGACCUGCGAAACAUCAGAUUUGAACAAGCCCAGAAUAUGUUCCGUCAAGCCAUGCGCUCUCCGGUCAUCAUGUUCCACGUGGUGCCGUCAUCGAUGAAGGCCCACUACGAGCAGCUGUCCCACGCUGAGAGGAACCCCGUGUACGCCUCGGGCCGUUUCAGCCCCGACUCCCUCAGCGGCAGCACUGUGUCAGGCAUCGACCACACGCCACAGCGGAUGUCCCGGCACGGUUCCCAAACGCACCCACACUCCCAUCCGUACCCCCAUGUGCUCUCAGAGCCGACUGACGGUUACCCCCCUCUGCUUCACCCCGCGGUUUCUGCGGCCAAGCCCCCGACAGGUCACGCCCAUUCACCGCAGAAGGGGAUGAAUUCCACGCCAGCAGGAGGCUAUACGAAAAAAGUCGGGAGGAGGCUCAGCAUUCAGCUAAAGAAAGGCCCCGAGGGACUCGGCUUCAGUAUAACGUCACGGGAUGUUCCCAUCGGGGGCUCAGCACCCAUCUACGUGAAGAAUAUCCUGCCUAGAGGAGCUGCUAUCCAAGAUGGCCGUCUCAAGGCAGGAGACAGGUUGCUAGAGGUGAAUGGCGUGGACCUGAAUGGGCGGACCCAGGAGGAAGUGGUCUCCUUGCUUAGAGCUACACCCAUGGGCGGGGCUGUGGGGCUGCUGGUUUUACGCCAGGAGGACUCUUUCCUACCCCGAGAAGUGAAUGCUGAGCCCCAGAUGCAAAUCCCCAGAGAUUUGAAGACAGAGGAGGACGAGUUGGUCCUGACCCCUGAUGGGACCAGGGAGUUCCUGACCUUUGAGAUCCCCCUCAGUGACUCGGGUUCUGCAGGUUUAGGUGUGAGCGUUAAAGGCAACCGCUCCAAGGAAAACCAUGCAGAUCUGGGCAUCUUUGUCAAAUCCAUCAUAAAUGGAGGUGCAGCCUGUAAGGACGGGCGACUGCGAGUAAAUGACCAGUUGAUUGCUGUCAACGGCGAGUCGCUAUUGGGCAAAACCAACCAAGACGCUAUGGAGACGCUACGAAAGUCCAUGUCAACUGAAGGCAACAAGCGUGGUAUGAUCCAGCUCAUUGUGGCCAGGCGAGUUGCCAAAAGAAAUGAGGAGACACCAGGGAGCCCACUGGGACCCCAGCAGAUUUUAAACACCUCCCUAGAUGACCACGAGCGCCGAAUCUCCCACUCGCUGUAUGGUGGCCUGGAGGGCCUCGAUGACAACUUGAUGCCCCGGCAAGGCAUGCUGCCACGCACGAUAGGAAACUAUCAGCUCUCACCGACCGUCAACAUGCCGCAGGACGACACCGUGAUCAUAGAAGAUGACCGGCCGCCGCUUCUUCCACCCCACCUUUCCGACCAGUCGUCCUCGAGCUCGCACGAUGAUGUCGGCUUCGCAGCUGAUGUGACUCCACCGUGGACCAAAGAGCUGCCCAAUCAGAAUCACAGCUCUGCGGUUCCAGAUGAAAAUCAUCCAGAUGGUGCUUUCCAGAGGGAAGGUUUUGGACGCCAGAGCAUGUCAGAGAAGCGCACCAAGCAAUUUGGAGACGCCUCUCAACUUGAAAUCAUCAAGACACGCAAGUCCAAGAGCAUGGAUUUAGUAGCCGACGAGAUUAACCUCACACCUCAUCCUGAGACCUACACAGGGACAUUGCCAUCAAAAUCCAGCUCGCUCGAGAGUCUCCAGACAGCAGUAGCAGAGGUAACUCUGAACGGGGACGUCCCCUUCCACAGGCCUCGCCCUCGUAUCAUCAGGGGGCGGGGCUGUAACGAAAGCUUCAGAGCAGCCAUCGACAAAUCCUACGACCGACCGGCCGCCACGGAAGAGGACGACGAGGGCAUGGAGACAUUGGAGGAGGACACUGAGGAGAGUUCACGGUCGGGGAGAGACUCUGUGUCAACAGUAGCGGACCAGACGCCGCUGUCGAUUACCGAAAAGCCACUGGUCAACGGCACAAACCGCACCAAAGAGGAGAAGAAGAAGGACAAAGACAAGGGAGGGAAGGAAAAGAAGAAGCCAGAGGGAGGGAAGGAGAAGGACAAGGGAAAACCUAAGAAGGGGAUGUUGAAGGGACUCGGGGACAUGUUCAGGAUCCAAGCUAAGACCAGAGAGCUGCGGGAGCGUCAGGCCAGGGAACGAGACUACGCUGAGAUUCUGGAUAUAAGUCGAUCGCCGGAGAGAUCCUCUGAGGAGGACCACCAGUACGCUGGCAUCAACCAACUUAACAGCUCCAUGGACAGUGGCCAUAGUCGCCCCCACAGCCCCCGUGAUGAGCACCCUCACAUCCAUCCACAGCACCAGCACUCCGAUACCCUCUACACCCAAGUUAGCAAGCCGCGCAACGAGCGACCUCCGUCUGCAGACAGUAACCGACUAACCCCCAGCAACCACGACCGGAUACAGAGGCUGAGGCAAGAGUUUCAGCAGGCCCAGAAUGUCCCGGACGACCCAGAUGAUCGCAGGAGGACCUACAGCUUCGAGCAGCCCUGGUCAAACACCAGCAGCAACGGUCCAGGCGGGUACAGCCAGCCAGGCCGUCACUCGGUGUCGGUCGAGGUGCAGAUGCAAAGACAGAGGCAGGAGGAGAGAGACUCGUUCACCCAGGCGCAGCGACAGUACAGCUCCCUGCCACGGCAACCCAGGAAGAACCCUAGCACCAUCUCCCAAGACUCUUGGGAAAAGGCAUACCCACCUGGUGAAGGGUUCCAGACUGCUAAGGACAACCCCAGGUACUCCAGCUACCAGGGCUCCAGGAACGGCUAUCCAGGUGGAGGCGGUGUCAAUGCCAGAGUCCUUCUGGAGGCCCAGGAGCUCUUGAGGCAGGAGCAGAGACGCAGAGAGCAAGAAGCCAAAGGGAAAUUAAUGCAGGAAAGUGCUGGCAACAGCAGCUAUGAGGGGUACACGGCACAUCUGAAAGACCCCGCCUCUCCUAAAGGGCCGUACCGACACGACGUGCCACCUUCGCCUUCACAGUUAGCGAGGCUUAAUAGAUUGGGUUCUGAGAAAGGAAGACUUUUUUAUUCUUGAAGAGCAUCAUUGGACUGGUUGAUGAAGAGCCAAACGAACCGAUUAGAGCCAAGGGGAUUGUUUUGAAGAAAGAAAAAUAGACACUAUGAAUCUUGACAGGGGACAACCUAGAGGUCUUAUAGUUUAGCAGUGAGCUUAUAGGUAAACAGUUGUGAAGUGUACUCGGUAUGUGGGUGUUUGUGUUCAGUCCUCCGCUGUGAGGAUGACCUAUACUAGUCAGUCAUUCACCCUCCUACAAACAGUGCCUUCUCUGCAUUCACGGACACGAAGCUUGUUCGCAGUCGUCCAGGACUCUGAUUCAUCGAGAUCUGGCAUCGUCGUGUACUGACAAUCAAAUGGGCAGACAGGCAAGUGAGUGGGCGCUUUUUUGAGCCCACGGGGAGGCGCAAGUUUCUGUGUGGGUUUUGCAUGUGGGCAUGUGACAAGGUACAUGUUUCACUAUCAAGAAUGUGUCCCGCGGAUGACUCUGCCCACCUGUCACGUUCAGCCCCGACAGAUGCUGCCGGUGUUUAUCAGCAUUCUGUUUUCUCUACUUUUAGUCUUCUCUCCACAGCAACACAACUCGCACAGUACUCCACAGGGAGCACAGAAAACAAGGCAAAGUGUGUGAAAGAAAGCGGGGCGCAUUGUGUGUGUUAUUAAUAAAAAAGACCCCCUCAUAAAUGAUUCAUAUUUUGUGUUAUCUCCAUGGAGGAGGCUCAGGCAGAGAGGGUAGACAGCUCUGAUCCUCUGCCUGGCCGCUCUGCUUGGCUCUGGGCUUGACUUGCCGGCCCGCCCGCCUGUCUGUCUGGAGCCCUCAUCCUCUCUGCGUUGUUCUCGUCUUCUCUCUGUUCAUUACGCUCCUAUUUUCUUUUUCUACCUCAACACCCCUACCUUUAUCCUCUGCUCCCCUGCUCUCCCUUCUUUGCACAUCUCACACCUUCGCUUCCCCUUACUCUUCCUCCUGCUACACGGUGCCACCCUCCUCCUCCUCGUCUCCCGAGUCAGGCUCUGCACUGAAUUUUUCAUCACAAGCCACCUGCUGCCUGCCAGAGCCAAAGAACGCUGCCACCGGAGGCAUCGACAGAGGGCCCGGCUUCUGACAUAAAGAGUGGAAUAAAAGCCAAAAAAAAAAAAGACACAGAAUAAAGAUGGGAAGAGAGACAACGAGCCUCCGAGUGUGAGAUUAGCUGGAGCUUUUUCCCAGUUUUAACAAAAGGCAAAACUGUCCUUGGGAGUUAAUUGCUUUCAAUUGCUAUAAUUGCUUUUUGUAUUUUUUUUUGCAGUUGUUAGCAUUUAGUCGGCCCCAUUCUCCAUAAUAAUUUAAAAAGAGGGAACAGGUAAACAGGCUAUCAUACUUUAAAAAAAAAGCAUCAGUCAAUAGAUAAUCUGAAUGCCAAAAGCUUUUACAGGGCAGAACAAAAUAACAACAGCUUAUUUACUGGCUCACAUUUUGCAGUGUCUAGAUCUGAGUUUGCUCGAUGAAAUAGGACUUUUCUCUUGACAAUAGCAGAACGAAAGAAGCCGUUCUUUCCAAACAAACGUUUCGAACAUUUUUAACUCCCUUUUAACCCUCCUGAAAUGUUUCCCUUAAUAUGGCAGUCAGGCUUAGUGGGUUAUGCUAACUUUGUGUUUACCACCUCUUUCUCUGUGCAGCUGGUACAAAUAUGGAAUCUUUCCACAGGCUCACAAGUAAACAAACAGGCUUUCAUUAAUCAUUACGCAAGGUGAGAGGGUCAUCUGGCCGUUCGCCCUGCAUGGAGUUCCCAUGGAAGUGGCUUUUCCGGGCAGCAGGGGUUUUGUGUGACACAGGUGAAGAUUCCACAGCAAUCUUCAGGCUGGAAUAAUGCUAACGCACACUAGUCACAAUAGCGCUUCAGUUUAUUUUGCUUGCUGUCGAACUGUCUAUUGUUAGCUAGCUAUUUACAUUUGAUUUAUUCAAAUGUCUUCCUCUCCUUUUCUACCAAUGGCUCCGCUUAAAAUUGAAGAAGAUUGUUAUGAAAAUGAAAAGGUUGCACACAGAUUUACGUCGGACCUCCUGACAAACCCACUGAUUCUGUUCAAACUGAACUGGUUUCAUAGGUUUUUGCUGUGACAGCCUUGAGAAGGACUUUUUUCUCUAUUUUGUUGUUGUUGUUGUUGUUCUCCAUUUUGUGAGGAAACAGAACUUAAAAAAAAAAAAACCGGAAGAAAUUAAACAAGAAAUAUCUGCAAGACUAGAUAAAAUUUCCAUUCUGGCCCAACUCUGCAGCUGCUGAUUGAAAACUUUUCGUGAGGCACUAAUCACUGAAGCCAGAUGUUGUAGGUGUACUGGGAAAAAACGCUUGGGCAUCGAUGACACAUACUUUAAAAUAAAUAAAUAAAUACUGCCACCAGCCCACUAUUAUAAUUGCUGCCGUAGGUGGCAACCUCUUACUCGGUGCUCGUCUUUCUAUGACAGCGAUAAUGUUUGUGACGUGAUUGUGUCUGCCUCCGAGCUAACAAAUGAAACGGGGCAGGGGUCAAAUUUUAAACAAAAGGGAAAUACAGAAAAAGCUACAGAGAACAAACGGGCAGUGCAUAAUCACCCUUCACUCCCACACCGUCUCCAUAUGCAGAGGGAAGCUGCAUGAUAAACAUGAUCUCCUGCUGGUUAAUGAAGACCCUCGCUGGGAUAGAUGCAGGCCUGGUAAGGGUAAUGAAUGAGAUGAAGUAAAAUUGAACCUGUAGUGGCAUCGUUCCAGGUUUAAACUUAGCAAUAUUGUUCAGCGCACAUACUUAUGUGUGCAUGGGUGCAAUGAUAGAAACAGAUUUUUGGGGAGGGGGGGCCGUCUUCCCAGUUUGAAGGUUUUUAAACCCACCUGAGAAUGAAGCCGAUGAAAAACGUACCAAAAAAAAUGACACAAGCUGUGCAGAUGAGAGUAAAAGCAUUCUCCAUUGCGCACAUUAUUUUAGCCAAGUGUUUGGUUCCUGCUGUGAACACAAAUUGCAGACCAGCAUAUUUAGAAGGAUACAGUGGAUUUAGCUGCUCAGCUGUUCCUGUUAUAUCAAUAAGUGCCUGAGAUAAUAUCACAAAAUGUUACACAAAGAAGGUUAUGAUGUGAUUUUUUUUUUUCUGUCAGUGACACUGCAGCACACAAAUUGCAGUGGAUUUUGUGUUGUUUUUUUUUAAAAUUCAUAUUAAGGGUACACUUUCCUGAACGUUUCUCUUUUAAUAUUUGUAAGAGCCAACACUUGCGGACAGUUAUCAUUGUAUUUGUACUCUGUUUGAUAUGCCUUCAAACAUACUGCAGCAGGAUGUGUUUUAAAGUAUCUCAAAACAAAUGGAAGUUAUUAGAUGCUGAUGUGCAAUUGUUGUGUUUGUUGUUGUUGGAGGUUUUUUUUCAGAAAACUUUUACAUGAUCUAUUAAGAAAUGUAUGCAGCCACUUCUUCCUGUACAUAUCAAAUUUAGAAUAAAACAGAAGGCUGUUCCAUCCUG